GCGCUUCCCCAUCCUCGUCCUCCUGAAAAUCGGGGAUGUUGCGAUGUCCUGGCGCUUUCCCUUGGGCUUUGCAGCCGCUUCAGAAGUUGCCUGGGAGGACAAGAGUGUGUGUGAGCAGGGGCAGUUCGAGGGGAGGCUCCCUGGGGAUGAAACCUCGAGCCUGCCCCGCUAGAUGAGAACUGGGCAGGUUUGUUCUGACACAGCUGCUGCGGAGGGGGGGAUUUGUGGCGGGGGAAGAUAGAGAGAGAGAAGUGCAGUGUGCAGCACCCUGCCGCUGCUAUCAGAGGCAGGAUCUGGCAGUUCUGGGGGAAGGUGCCACCUCUCCGCUCCGCCACUCCGAGCAUUCUGGAUCUCCAGCUCGAAUUGCCGGCAGCGGCGAUCAUGGCAGCGCCGGAUGGGUUUAUUUCUUCGCCACCUCUCGUUUCUCUCUCUCAGCAAUAAUUCACCUGAGGGCUUCUUUUCCCCCCGCCUCCCCUUCUCGCGCUCUUUUUUGAUGUGCAGAGAGGGGAGAAAAGGGCGUUCUGGACAGCGCGUAUUUCGCUCGGCAGCUUUUUGCGGCGCGCUUUAAAGAGCUCGCCAAAGGACCCGGGGGGAGAGAGAGAGAGAAAGAGAAAGAAAGAGGGGGGAAAAAAAAAAAGAGCACGGCACAAAGUGGUGGCGGUGGGAGGAGAAGGCGAGGAGAGAAGAGCCGGCGGGCAGGAGCCGGCGGAGAGCAGAGCCGGAGCAGCGCGGUGUGUGCGCGGAGCCGCCCGCGGUGGCCGGAGCGGGGCGCGGAGCGGCCGCGGGUGCGGACCAUGGGCUGGCGGCUGCUGCUGCUGGCCCUGGCGCUGGGCGGCCGCGCCGCCACCGCGCAGAACGACACCGAGCCCAUCGUGCUGGAGGGCAAGUGCCUGGUGGUCUGCGACUCCAACCCGGCCCCCGACGCCAAGGGCUCGUCCUCCUCGCCGCUGGGCAUCUCCGUGCGGGCGGCCAACUCCAAGGUGGCCUUCUCGGCCGUGCGGAGCACCAACCACGAGCCCUCCGAGAUGAGCAACAAGACGCGCAUCAUCUACUUCGACCAGAUCCUAGUAAAUGUGGGCAAUUUUUUCACGUUGGAGUCUGUCUUUGUAGCACCAAGGAAAGGAAUUUACAGUUUCAAUUUUCACGUAAUUAAAGUCUAUCAGAGUCAAACAAUUCAGGUGAAUUUGAUGCUGAAUGGGAAGCCAGUGAUUUCUGCUUUCGCUGGGGACAAGGACGUCACCCGUGAAGCUGCCACUAACGGGGUCCUGCUCUACCUGGACAAGGAGGACAAGGUUUACCUGAAACUGGAGAAAGGGAACCUGGUCGGUGGAUGGCAGUAUUCGACAUUCUCUGGCUUCCUGGUCUUUCCCCUGUAAAGUCAAUUCUCCUGUGACAUCCAUCCCGGUGUGGACUCAUCCUUGCCUCUGUUUACAUGAAGAUCAUUUUGUCAUCAUGGCAGUGGUGGUUCUUUAUUGCUUUCUCAUGGGUGAUUUUGGAUUCUCUCUCUAUGGAUUUUGGCCCCAUCUGAACUACUCAGAAGUCUCACAGAAUUUUGUGUGUUCAAAUACAAUAUCUUUGGACUGAGACUAGAGCAGACAAUAAAUAUCAAUGCUUAAGGUUACAGUCUAAAGCUCUGCAAGAUUUAUUCCAAUUUCAUUUUCUGGACUUACUUUGUGGAAGAAGUGGAUUUUCUCUAAUUGUGAAAAGACUGGCACCAAGUCUUUCCUGUAGGAGAGUUUGAGUUCAGACUCCAGUCAAGAGUUAGUGUGUUGCUGCCAAAGAACUGUGUAUUGAUAAAUUGGUCACACGUGUUUCUGUCCCUGGGACUGGACUGCCACGAUCUGUUCCAUUGUCUUAGGAAGGUAAUUCUUACUGCUAAGUGGUCGGCUUGAGUUCUCCUCUGCGUGUUGUGUGUUGGAUGGUUCACCCAAAUAUUUAAGCUCAGUCACAAUCAAGUCCAGCCUCCAUAAACCUGAGGGGUUAUGGAUGUAUUUUGGUUGGAUACGGAAGGGGUUCCUCUUUUCCACGUGCUGAUUCCUAAAAUGAAAAGCAGAUUAUAACCAUUCAGACAAAACUCCCCAGGGUUAAAGGUGAUCAUUCAGGCACAGCUUUACAAAAAUAGCUUUGCCCUGCAGGACACCUCACACUUGUUCUUCAAUUUUAAUUAACAUGAUUGAUAAUUACUGCUUUAUUCAGCUCCUGAGGGAUUCCUUCCUUAGACACAACCACUUUGUCAGCUGGAGAUGAGAUCCCCUUGUUUGUAUUUCUGUGUAUUUUCCAACCCUUCUGUUGUGUUAAAGGUCUUUUCUGGUUUUGCCUUAACUCCACAGCUGUAUAAAAUUUUAGGUCAUUUGUUCAACAAAUAUGAAAUCCAAAUAAGUGGUACCUAACUUGGUACAAAAGCUUCCCAGCUUUUUGUACAGGUCAUGUGAAUUCAUAAACUUAUUUAUUAUCUCAUUGUUACAUAAUAAAGAUUAAUAUAUGUUAGCUGAAUUUUUGACCUUUGGAUUUUGGAAGUCGCUUCAUACUAUUUUUUUAUUGGAUAUAAUUGUUAUAUGCAAAAUGGAAACUGCCCUGGGAGGCAGGAGAACUGCCACGAGUUAGUGUGGCAGAAUCCUGGAGGUAAUGAGAGGGAUCGAGAAAUAACCUAUGCAUUUUAUUUAAAAAUAAAAUUUAGGCAGAAAUCCUGGCCUCACUGAAGUUGGUGUUCAGAAUCACGUUGAUUCCAAAGGAUUUUGGAUGAAACCUGUUCUUUAGGUUCUGCCAUCAGCACCAAACUCCAGUGCCAUCAGAUUGAAUAUUAAAUAAAAUGAUUUUCUCAUGAGCUGCUAAUGAAAGCUUCAUCCCUCGUGCCCCAAAUACUCUGAAGUGAUGGAUCUUUGUGCCUUGUGUAUCAGGAAGGAUGUGGUUCUAUAUUAAAAGUUUCUGUGUACUUGAAAAUGUUGGUGGGUGGAAGCAUCUGCAGCAACCUGGGAGCUUCCCUAAAGGCCAGUUUGGGCUGGGAUUUGCUGCUUUUGGGACCUGGUUCCAAUUCCUUCCCUUGCUGGCCAAGUGCAGUGUGUCCUGUUGAUAUUUCACUGAUUUAAAAUCGAAUUCAUGGCUGGUUGGUGCUCCUUGUAAAAACAUCAGGGAAUCAGUGGCACAGCACUGUGCCCAAAUUCCUGAUUGUCCAGCACCUACCACCCAGGACUUUUUGGGCAGUUUCAGGAGGAUUGGUGGGUACUUUGCACUCCUGUGAGAUAAAUCAGAUGAGAAGGUGAUUUCUUGGACCCAAUUUUGUUUCUGUACUGACCACUGCAGUUGGGGAAGAAGUGGAAGGACCUGGCAAGAAGGUGAAAGAUUCACAUUGCUGAAAAAUAUUAAAAAGUUGUGAUGAGCAAUCAAAAAUGUGUCCCUGCUGUACCCCCAAAAUGUGUGUAUAUAAAUAUAUGUAUAUCUAAACCCCCUGGAAUUGCAGAUCGUAGUUUGCAUGAUGUUAUAAAGAGGUUACUUGUCCUAAGAGUUUAUUUCAGAGGGGAGCAUCAAUAUUUUGUAUAAAAUUGGUAAAAUCUGCAAUCUCACCUUGCCCAUGGAUAUAUCUGUAAUGUAAAAGAAGUGUUGCUACUGAGACAGAAGAAAAACGGCAUUAAAGGUGUCAGUAUAAUUUCAGAAUGA
Molecule: messenger RNA, 3654 nt
Organism: Corvus hawaiiensis (hawaiian crow)
Lineage: Eukaryota; Metazoa; Chordata; Aves; Passeriformes; Corvidae
Gene: CBLN4
Product: cerebellin 4 precursor
Exons: 3
Coding region: 795-1376 (193 amino acids)
Molecular function (GO): protein binding
Source: RefSeq, a predicted model, not a curated record